UGGAUGAAGAAAGGUUGGUGCGUGGUGUGGAGGGGUUCCAGAGGAAGGCUCUGGGUGCUUGCUGGCGCUGUGGGAUCAACCAAACUAUUUCUGGAGCUGAAAAGUUGUGGCAUUCAGUUAUGGGUCACUUAUGAAGGAGUGAUGGCUUCAGAUGACUUUCUGCCCCAUUUUAUAGCCAAUGAAGAUAAUAAAUGUAAACUGUGCACAGAAAGUGGAAGCCCAAGUGAUUCUCCUAGCAGGCUUUCCGGAGGCACCCAAAGCAACAGUAAUAAUAAAGUUAAUAACAGUAAACCUUCCAGUCAGUGUGGCCACUUUCAGCUUGAUUAUUCCAAUGACUUUCAUGCUAACAUUUCAAGGAGGGCUGGCAGCAGCAGCAGUUGUUCAGAACAGAUCAGCUGUGGAAGAUCUCAGAAUUACUAUGAUGAUGAUUUCCAGACUUACUCUUCUGAAACUUCUAGGAGAAGUUGCAGCAGAAGCAGCUGCAGUAGUACUUUAGAACAACCAGACACCAAAAAAGAGGAAUUACCAAAGAAGAAAAGUGGAAAGGAUCACCCAGCCAAAGGGGGGAAGACAUUACCUAAAAGGAAAAAGCAGCAAAAGAUUAAUUGUGAUACCAGCAAUGUUAUAAAUUCCCAGAAGAAUAAUGUGGCCCGUCGCUUAUUGUCAGCCAGUCUUCACAACAUUAAAGAGCUAAAGAAUGAAGUGUCUGUUUUGAACAAUAAAUUGGAGGCAGCUAAUAUGGAAAACCAGAUCUUGAAGAAGCUGCAGCUUCGGCAUUUGAAAGCAAUAAGUAAAUACGAAAAUGCAGAGAUUAACCUGCCUGAUCUUAUAGCAAAACACUGUGGGGAAGUGGAAACGCUAAGGGCACUGCUCAGGAAAUCACAGGAGCAGGAGUGGAAUGCAUCUAGGAAGCUUAGAGAAGUGGAAGCACAACUGUUAAAGACAAAAGAUAACUUGCAGGCAUUGCAGAAACUUUCUGAAGACAAGCAUCUUACUGAAAGAGAAGAACUUAAACACAAAGUAACAGCCCUUACAGAAAGGAUGGUUGCUAAUGAUAAGAAAAUUCAGGACCUGGAAAAGCAACUGGCAUUGAACAAUACAUCAUUUAUUCAUCAGUUAGCAGUUGAGAAGAAAAAGACACUUGAUGCUCAGGCAGUUACUACAAAUUUGAAAAUGGAAAUCAAGUUGCUUAAUCAAAAAAUUAAGGAAAAAGAAAGAGAGAUUGCAAUAAGAAAUAUUUAUGCAAACCGGAUGCUUAAAGACCAGCAGAAGAAAGGUGAUUCAGAGUCUGUCCCAGAAGAAGUUAAUGUCAGCAUAUCGGUACAAGUAGAUAUGAAUCUGGAAAGCUUGCCUUUCCAAAAGCAUGAGAGAAAGCAAAGUGCAGUUCUUUCAAAAGAGGCACCAACAACAAAGGAUGUAUGUGCAAAAGAUAAAAUGAAUGAUGUAAAUAAAGAGAUGGAACCAAAACCAGAGGCUCAUCAAACAGAAAAAUUACCAGUGCAGGAAGUUUCAGAUAGAACAUGCUCAGAGUUACUAGAAGACAUAUCUCUAAGCAACAAAAAAUAUUUUAAAUGUGAAAACAUAGAAAGACAGAAGAACCGAAGAGACAGGCAAGGAUUAGACUUAUUGAAAGAAGAGUUUGAGAAAUUAUGUACGGAAGAAUCACUCCAGUCUACACAUGAUAGUGAGCAAAAGGAGAACAAUCUGGGAGAAGCUGUAACUGAAAAUCAAGAAAAUGAAAACAAGAGAGACGAGCCAAAAGAAGUAGUAAGUGAUAAAUUGGCAACAGUAAUACAAAGACACAAAACACCAUCUAAAUUAAAGAAACAAUACAUAUUUACAGAAGCUGUUGAAAAUUUGCAUCAGGGAUUCCCUUCAACAAGACGGUUGUCCAAUACAAGUACCACAGGUAAUAGCAGGCAGGCUAAUACACACCCAAGUGAUAUAACUGAGUUUAAGGGAAGUGGCUCUACCAGUUCCUAUGAGCCAUCAUUUGGAAAUACUACCAACACAAAGCAGGGCAUUUCAGUACACAGUGAAGACCGGAUUCCUACAGUAUCAGCGAAGAAGAAAAACACUCUUAUGCAAGAACUCUUUGGAACUAGCUCCAUCUUGCAAGACAAUAAUCUGAAACCUAAUUUUGAAGAUGUGGGUAAGGGAAAAAAGUCUUUUUCACAGAAUGAAAAGUUUUAUGAGGACAUUUCAUACAUGCAUGAUAGCUUUCAGUGUGGUGAUUCCAAACAAACACCCAUAAAGGGUUUUGAUACAGUUUCCUUCUUGGAAAACCUUAAAUAAUUUCAUGAUAACAAAAUUAUGAAUCUGUCAUUUAAGAUUUUACAGGUUUUCAUCUUAAAACAUAGUACUUUAAAACUACUGAAAAGCAAUGUAAUUUAAUACAGUAGCUUCUGAGGAUUGUUUUUCCUGUUGAAUAUAAUUUAAAUUACCUCCAUGCAGUCCUCUGCACAUAACAGAAAUUGAUUUCUUCACAAAAAACAAACAUGUGAGAUAUGCUAGUUUAUACCUGACGAUGAAACAUGCUUAAAUAUAGUGAAUGUUUAAUAAUCUAAAAUGAAGAUCACUGAUAGCUGUGCUAACAGAGAAGGUAUAAAAAUCGACCAGUUAAGAAAAGCACUGAAAGAAUUAUAUGAAUAGGGAUUGGUGCAAAAAUUUAUUUUGAAAUAGUAGUAGUAAAUGACUAUUUUCAGUUGUAGGUUCUACAAUUUAUGCUGACUCCAUGCUAGAAUCCACUCUUAAAUGAAUAAAGCAGUUAAAAUUCAUAUCUAGCUACUAAGGUCAGGAAAGUGAUUCAUAAUGACUGUGAGUGGAAUUUUGAUACAGUAUUUUGAUAACAACAAAUCCAUGUAAGAUUUAUGCAAUCUAAUAUGGACAUAUUUCAAGACUGCCAAAAUGACUCUUUACCACAGUCCUAUAGAAGAAAGUAUGGGUGAAAAAGGGUGAUUGCCAGAAAAGCAGUAAUCUCUUUUAUUAACACCGGCAAUUUCACCUGUACUUGCAUCCUAGACUGAGGAGAAGAAAAGAGCUGAAAUAGUAUUUUUUUUCCUUCUAAUCAAACAUUCUUUAUCAUAUAAUUAACUAUUGUACUACCCACAGCUUUGUUUUCUUUAUUGUCCAACACAGAACAAUGUAAAGUACAAGUUAGUAUGUAUUUGUCAGCAUGUACCAAACUUCACAAUUGAGCACUAUUUUGUUCCUAAUAAAUAAGGAAUUU
This is a messenger RNA of Sceloporus undulatus (fence lizard), 3229 nucleotides long. RefSeq names its product lebercilin LCA5 like (gene LCA5L). The record is from RefSeq and is a predicted model, not a curated record. Lineage: Eukaryota; Metazoa; Chordata; Lepidosauria; Squamata; Phrynosomatidae. The coding region runs from base 4 to 2295 and encodes 763 amino acids. The transcript has 9 exons. Gene Ontology annotation, cellular component: axoneme. Gene Ontology annotation, biological process: intraciliary transport.